Ilex paraguariensis (yerba mate) is the source of this 555-nucleotide messenger RNA. NCBI's taxonomy places the organism in Eukaryota, Viridiplantae, Streptophyta, Magnoliopsida, Aquifoliales, Aquifoliaceae. The record is from the annotation of a GenBank genome assembly.
AUGGCGACCUUGACUCACCAAAUCCUCCUCUCUCUCACAAUCCUUCUCGGUCUCGUCGCGAUCUCAGCCACUGCACGACCCUGCAAAACGCUAUUUUUCAUCUCCACCACCUCCUACUACCCUAUCGAUCAAGACCCUAAUUUCCCCCUCCGAAACCCCAAUAAACCUCGAUUCCUCACUUUCCUUUACACCGACGUCCGCGAACCCAACCCCAAACCCACCUUCUUCAUCGAUCGCAGCGAUAUCGAUGUCGAUAAACGGCAAAUUAUCCCGGAAUUAUAUUCCUCUGUGACCAAUUCCAUUCGUGACCGUACCAAGGAUAUUAUGAGCGUUGUUGGGGCUUUGCUAUUCGGAGUUGGUUGUGGAGCUCUUACUGCCGCGACUGUGUAUUUGAUUUGGUCGCUCUUCACACAAAAUCGAUUCGAAUUUGAGGAUUCUGAUGAUGACUUUGACAACGACAGCGAUGUUGGUGAUGAUGUGAGCGCUAAGAAGAUGGGGUAUGUGGCGAUUCCAUCUGUUACCGAUGCUGUCAAGCCUGCGAAGGACGUGGUGUGA